AUGGCCCUCUACGGGGCGCCCAUCUGGGCGGAGGCCCUCACCACCAGACUGCGGCCGCUUCUGCGCAGACCGCAGAAGCUAAUGGCGGUGAGGGCGAUUCGGGCGUACCGGACGGUUUCCGGAGCGGCGGCAUGCGCCCUGGCUGGAUCCGCACCCUGGGAGCUGGAGGCGUCCGUCCUCGAGCAGACCUACAGGUGCCGUGCGGAAGCCAGGGCACGUGGAGAGCGCCCCACACUAGAGGAGCUAGUGGGGGUUCGGCGUGCCGCCAAGACCGCCGUCCAGGCGGGGUGGGAGGAGGCACUCCGAUCGGCCAGAUACGGGGAGCGCACCGUCCAGGCGCUGCUCCCUGUACUGGCCGAUUGGAGAAAGAGGAGGCACGGGUCCCUCACCUAUCGUCUUGUUCAGUUAGGAGCUAGUGACGGUUCGGCGUGCCGGCAAUACCGCCGUCUAGGCGGGUGGGAGGAGGCGCUCCGAUCGGGCAGAUACGAGGAGCGUACCGUCCAGGCGCUGCUCCCUGUACUUGCCGAUUGGAGGAAGAGGAGGCACGGGUCCCUACCGUCUUGUUCAGCUGGCGAACGCGACGCAAACGCGCUGCACGCGUGCUGCAUGCGUGGUGCAGUUAAAUACAUGUUAAAUUAUGUGGCGCACGAUAGGCGCGUGAACGGCACGCGAACAGAUAGCCCUACGUAA
Messenger RNA from Hyposmocoma kahamanoa, 690 nucleotides. RefSeq lists its product as uncharacterized. The transcript is spliced from 3 exons. The record is from RefSeq and is a predicted model, not a curated record. NCBI's taxonomy places the organism in Eukaryota, Metazoa, Arthropoda, Insecta, Lepidoptera, Cosmopterigidae. Bases 1 to 690 code for a protein of 229 amino acids.